AUGGCAAAUGAAUCGCCCAGACGAACUGGUGGAAAGGAACUACAGGGACUUGAAGAAGGAGGCUGGUAUAACAUUAUGGAAACCGACGAAAGAGAACGAUCAAUAUACCGAGUCGCAUGUCAAAAGGCAAGAACUAAGCAAGAUGUAGGAGAGCUGAAAUACAUCAAAGAUCAACAAGACCAAAUGCUAAUUGGUGAAAUCGAGGUGAGGAAUCGAUGGCGCGAGUAUUUCAACUUUCUUCUGAAUGUCGAGAAUGAAUGGGAAAAUUUACCAUCACUUGCGUCAACAGAAGGUCCAGUACAAAAUGUCUGUAAGGAGGAAGUAAGAAAGGCAAUUAAGAACAUGAGGUCAGGAAAAUCUGCGGUUUGCUCAAGAGUAACUAUUGAGUUGAUCAAGGCAUUGGAUGAAAAGGGUGUUGAAAUGAUCCUUUCCAUUCUGGAAAGUAUGUUGGAGGAAGGAGAAAAAUAUAAUAGUGCCAAUUUACAAACAGAAGGGCGAUUCAAUGGACUGCGGAAAUGUCAGAGGAAUUAA
Messenger RNA from Penaeus chinensis, 531 nucleotides. RefSeq lists its product as uncharacterized. The transcript has a single exon. Bases 1 to 531 code for a protein of 176 amino acids. NCBI's taxonomy places the organism in Eukaryota, Metazoa, Arthropoda, Malacostraca, Decapoda, Penaeidae. The record is from RefSeq and is a predicted model, not a curated record.